AUGCUGCCCGGGGCCCCGCGGCGGGCGCUGGGCGCUGUGCUGCUGCUGGGCUCGCUGCUGCUGCCGCUGCCGCCGGCCGCCCGCGGCGCCGAGGAGUGCCUCCGCGGAAACGGCGCGUCCUACCGCGGCACCCGCCGAGUGGCCUCCGGCGGCGCCCCGUGCCUCAACUGGCUGAGCGUGCCGAGCCCCGCGCUGCCGGCAGUCAGCGAGGACCACAACAGCUGCAGGAACCCGGACGGCGCCGCCGCGCCCUGGUGCUUCGUCCGAAACGCUGCCGGAGACCCCGAGCGGCGACCCUGCGACAUCGCCCCGUGCUCAGAUGCUACAGCUGCCACAGCCCCAGUCCCUACAGCAGAGGUUGGUGCUUCUCAGGAGGAUGAGCAGGUGUUUGAACCAGCUGAUACGUUGCCCUCCCGGAGCGAGGCAGCCGCAGUGCAGCCCGUCAUUGGGAUCAGUCAGAGAGUGCAGAUGAGCUCCAAAGAAAAGAAGGACUUAGGGACACUAGGGUAUGUGCUGGGGCUGAUCAUGAUGGUGAUCAUCAUUGCCAUCGGAGCUGGGAUUGUCCUGGGAUACAUCUAUAAGAGGGGGAAAGACCUGAAGGAGAAGCACGAGCAGAAGGUUUACGAGCGGGAGAUGCAGCGCAUCACGCUGCCCCUGUCUGCCUUCAGCAACCCCGCGUGCGAGCUGGUGGAGGAGAACACCAUCGUGGUGCACACCACCCAGACCCCCGGGGAGGACACGGGCAGCGGCCCCCUCAUGGGGCAGGCGGGGACUCCUGGUGCCUGAGUGGCUCGGGCAGGACAUGCAGGCUGAGCAAAGCCUCCAGCUUCCCACUGUGAGUGCAGGGGGUGCGUGUGUUCAUUUCUGUUUUGUUUUCUUUUCGAUGAACGCCGGCUGAGGGUGACGCAGAGGAGCAGAGCAAUGGGCUAUUCAUCACCAUCUGUUGGAGGGGCACCAUUCAGUGCAGGACUGCCUAGGGAUUGGUGUGGUGGACCCUGCUGCUUCCUCCCACCUAUCUCCAUGGUGUGCCAAGGAGCUGGGGGGGAUGAUGAGCCAGGCUCACGACUGGCCACAGAUCCCAUAGCCCAGAGUGUGGUCUUGGCUUCCUCUUUUUCUGUUCCUUUCCUAUUUAAUGGUGUGCACUGUUUCUUAAGUUUCAGCCUGGAACCCCAGGAGGGAGCAGUACUGCAGGGACUGAGGGGAGCUUCAGGUCAGACUUAGCUACAUAAUUACACUCUAAUCAGUGAUUAUAGUUCCUGCCUUUUUGCUUUAGUAGCUGAGAGCUGGAAACACUGUCCAGAAUCCUGCUACUGGAUCAGGUUUGUUUUUUUUCCAAGGAAGAGUUUAUUUGAGGGAUGUCUUUGGCCAGGAGCAGUGUGUUUAGCCCCAGUGUCAGUUUGGAAAAGCUCUCCUCUAGCUCUUGACAAAUCCAGGUCUUCCAGGGCUGAGGCCACAUCUCCAUUCCCCUGUGGUGCUACAUGCACAGCCACAGUUGUAGGUGUCCAGGUGGUCUGUAUGUGCCUCCUGCUCACUUAUACAGAUCAGGAGACCAAGGGCCAGCAGUAGAUAGUUGUGAAGAAAACAAACUGCCCUUCAGUUACUUAAAACAGGUUAAACACUGAGGAUGGAUAACAUCCUCUCUGGAAUUCCCUUGGCUUCCUACAGAGCCAGUGCUGGACAGAGUGGCCAAGCUGUGGUCACCCAGAUCACAAUGCAGCAGCUCUGGCUCCAAGGGCAGGACAGGGCAGUUGUUUUGUAAGAUCCUGAAGUCAUGGCGUGGCUCCUGGCCCAGCCUCUGCCACACACACUCAGCUUGUGCAGCAAGACUACUUACAGAGCGUGGCCCUAUUAGAGAGGUUUUGUAACAACUUUUAUUAGCAUUUUGGGGGUUUGGAAGGGAUGGUUGCUGCAGUGUCUCCCAAGUGGCACCAAGGCAAGGCCAGUUCAGGGAAACACCCAUCCCCACCUCAGGGGAUUCAAGCCAUUCAAGUAAGUUUUCUAGCCAUCUGCUUUAUAGCUGUGGGCCUAACAGGGAGCAGCACUUGGCAGCAGGGGUUUUAGUGUUAACGUUUGAUUCAGAAAAGGGAAAUGUUUUAUUUUUAAAUGCCUUUGAAUACCAUUUCUUUGUAAAAUGUUUUAAAUACCUCAUUAUGAGAAGGUGCAGACUGUGCUACCUUGUAUUAAAGCUUAAAAGAAAAAUGCUCUGUA
This is a messenger RNA of Chiroxiphia lanceolata (lance-tailed manakin), 2208 nucleotides long. It is a transcript of the gene PIK3IP1, whose product is annotated as phosphoinositide-3-kinase interacting protein 1. Lineage: Eukaryota; Metazoa; Chordata; Aves; Passeriformes; Pipridae. The transcript has 6 exons. The coding region runs from base 1 to 786 and encodes 261 amino acids. Gene Ontology annotation, molecular function: signaling receptor binding; endopeptidase activity. The record is from RefSeq and is a predicted model, not a curated record.